This is a messenger RNA of Monopterus albus (swamp eel), 3202 nucleotides long. RefSeq names its product protein associated with LIN7 1, MAGUK p55 family member b (gene pals1b). Lineage: Eukaryota; Metazoa; Chordata; Actinopteri; Synbranchiformes; Synbranchidae. Bases 280 to 2220 code for a protein of 646 amino acids. Gene Ontology annotation, molecular function: protein binding. The transcript is spliced from 14 exons. The record is from RefSeq and is a predicted model, not a curated record.
GAUUCAAAACACCAGGCGGCUUCACAGCAAUGGCUACAAGUGCCCCAACCGUGCCUGGGCAAAACUCACUCAGUACAACGGCUGAACGUGGUCCCGUGAAGACCGGUAGAGAUCUUGUGCUUUCUCAGACUAUCACAUAGAGAACAUAAAGGACUACAUACUUCACUGUCAUCUUAUGGCUCCUGAUUUGAGAAGUCUCAGCCCCAGUGCCUCGUAGCAACCAAGUAGAUUGCAGCAAACAUUCGUUUGAAGCUGUAUGCUGCUGCUGCUGCUGCAGGGAUGAUCACAUCCCAUUUGAACGGUUAUGUGCAAGAGGACUCUGGCCAGGCCAAGAGCCACAGGGAGAGGGCCGUGGACUGUCCAGGAGAGGACACAUCCCCACAGUGCAGCACCCACAUGGAGAGGAUCCAGCACUACCAGGAGGAGCUGAGGAAGGAGAGAGAGGAGGACAACAGGGGAAAGUAUGACAUCAAGCCCAGUGCUUCACUGAGGCUCAAGAAGCUAUCACAAAACCCCAAGGUGGGGAUUGACAAUCCUACCUUUGAGGGGAAGGAAAAGGCCACCAAAGACACAUGGUCCCAGGAUCCCGCAGCUGAACUGGAUGAGUUGCUGCAAGCACUGAAGUGGGUACAGCAGUGCCUGACUGACGCACAGAGCCAGCAGGACGUGGAGCUGAUAAUGCAGCUCCUUGCCAAGGAGGACUUCAGAAAUGCUUACACUAUCUACAGCACUGUGUCCCAGCAGAUGAGCAGAGUCAGUCCCACCUCACCACUCACAGCACAAGCACAGGACCUUUGCCAGGAGGUUCAUAAGAUUCUCCAGUCCAGCCACCAGAAGGAAGGUGUGGAGCUCAAGGCCUUGCUCACAAACCCUCAUCUCCAGGCACUGAUGCAAACCCACGACAGUGUGGCAGUGCAGGAAAUGGCAGAAGAAAUCAUGACCCAGUACCUUGGAGAGACAGUUAAAUUGGUGCGGCUGGAGAAAGCCUGUGACACUCCACUGGGUGCGACAGUGCGUAACGACAUGGACAGUGUGGUGGUGAGUCGUGUGGUGAAAGGCGGAGCAGCAGAGCGGAGCGGCCUCCUCAGUGAGGGAGAUGAGAUCCUGGAAAUCAAUGGAAUUCCUAUACGUGGGAAACAUAUCAAUGAAGUCCACGAUUUACUGCAACAAAUGCAUGGCAUUCUGACCUUCCUCCUUAUCCCAAGCUCUCAGGCUAAACCUGCCCCACAGAGACAGACUGUGAUGCACGUACAAGCCUACUUUGACUAUGACCCCUCUGAUGACCCCUUUGUGCCCUGUCGAGAGCUGGGUCUGUCCUUCCAGAAGGGAGACAUCCUCCAUGUCAUCAGUCAGGAUGAUCCCAGCUGGUGGCAGGCCUACAGAGAUGGAGACGAGGACAACCAGCCUCUGGCUGGACUCAUUCCAGGGAAAAGCUUUCAGCAACACAGAGAGAGCUUGAAGAAAACUAUUACAGACAGAAGUCGAGAACACCAAGGCCGGCUUUGGUAUGCAAAGAAAAGCAAGACACACAGGAAGAAGAGCGCAUCAAACUUUAGCAAAAAUACUGACUAUGAUGACAUCCUGACCUAUGAGGAGAUGUCCCUUUAUCACCAGCCCGCAAAUCGUAAACGCCCCAUAGCUCUGAUCGGUCCGACAAACAGUGGUCAUGAUGAGUUGCGUCGGAGGCUUCUGUCCACUGAGCCAGAAAAGUUUGCUGUCGCUGUUCCACAUACAACCAGAAACCCAAGGAUACAUGAACGAAAUGGACGCGAGUACCAUUUUGUGAGUCGGUCAGCGUUUGAAGCCGACUUGAAGGCCGGGAGGUUUAUCGAGUCGGGUGAAUAUGAGAAAAACUUAUACGGCACCAGCACAGACUCUGUCCGACAGGUCAUCAGCUCUGGCCGCAUCUGUUUACUCUGCCUGCACACCAGGUCACUGCGAGUGUUGAGGUCUUCCAACCUCAAGCCCUAUGUCAUCUUCAUCGCUCCUCCUUCUCAGGAACGACUACGCACUCUGCUGGCCACAGAGGGCAAAACACCAAAGCCCGAGGAGCUGAAGGAGGUCAUUGAAAAGGCCCGAGAAAUGGAGCACAAUUUUAGCCACUUCUUUGAUGCAACCAUUGUGAACAUGGGUCUGGACCAGGCUCUCCACGAGCUGCAGAGGCUGAUAGGCAAGCUGGACACUGAGCCACAGUGGGUGCCCACCUCCUGGCUGUGCUAGAGGUCACAAGGUUGCCUCAAAAAGACUCUCAGGGCAGAAGGAGGUAAACAGAAGAGCAAAAAUGUGUGUUCUUUGAGGCUGAAAAAUGAAGGAUGGACAGUGGUAAACUGUCGCUUGGACAUUCUCCUCACUUGAAGAGGAGGUGAUUGUUACCGCGCGGUGCAGGGAUGGACUGGAGUUUCUUAUGUUUUGUUUUAUUAAGGUUCUUGUUAUAUCACAGUUUUAUGCAAAGUCAUUUAUCAAACAAAUAGAAAUAUUUCUAUUAUAUUAAGUUAUUUAUAAUUGUAAAAACAAUUUUAUAGAACAAUUGUUUUAUUGUUGCAUUCUGUGAGCUAUACAAAAUGGUACACUCAACAGGAAAAGUGUUAUUGUCACAGACGUUAAAUGGCUGCUCUUUAGGUAGCAAAGGGGAGAGAAGCACUGGCGCUUAAAGCGGCUGCAGUGUUAAUGUCUUCCAUCCAAUCUGCUGUAGUCUGCAGAGUUUUGGGGUAGUUCCUCUACACCAGUGUCAGUAUUAUUGUGUUGUUUCAUUUCUGCUGAUAACAGUCCUUAAGCCUAUGAUUUGUCUCUAGCUUGUAUUGCUACAAUCAGUACAUCAUGCUGCAAAGUACUGCUGAUUUUAUUUUUGACCAGUGUUUAAUUUACAAAACAUUAUACUGUAACUCUAACAGUUCCUGUAUUGCUUCUUUGCAGGGUAUUUAGUAAUUCAUAUACACAGUUUGGGAAAAGAGUGUUAACUAGACAAAUGCAUUUCCUGAAGAAUUGCCCUGAAAAUGCUGAAAUGGCCACUUCAUUAUGAAUAAUAAAGAGCUGAAUACAUUCAAAAUAGUACACAGCUAGUAGUAAAAUAUCCCAUAGUAUUUUAUUCAGACAUGUCUGCACAAAAAAAAGUUAGAAUCUACUGGAUUACAGUAAGUGACACAUUGCAGUAAAUUGCUUUGGGACAGAAAAUCAGAGCAACAAUUGAUUUUGAAAACCAACU